CCGAGCACGUGCAGAGGGGCGGGGAGGAAAACAGGGCAGCGGCCUCCGAUUGGCGGACCGCACGUGAACGCUCGAGGCGGCGCAUGCUCAGAGCCGCCGUGGGCUUUCUCCUCGUCGCCUCUCCGAGCUACGCCACCGGGGCCUCUGCGGGACGCGGGAGGCGACUACGGGCCCGGAGCCCGGCCCGUGGGAAGCCCGGCGCCGCCGGGGCCCGCGGGAAAUGGAGCCCGCCGAGGGCUCCCGAACGCGGAGGUCCGGAAGAACGCCCGCACGUGCGCAGUGCCGCGGAGGGGCUGGCGUAGCGCGCGCAGCCCCGCCCUCCGAAGUAGCGGCGACUCUUCCAGAAAGGGCAUCCCAGCUGGAGGCUCUCCCUGCAUGCAGCAGGAAGAUGGCAGCUGGGCUUGCAAAAGGCCCAUGGGGCACCCCUGAGCGCAGGCCCAUUUGCUUCUGCCCGGAGUGUGGGGAGGAGGUGAAGCCCACCUUCACCUUCUGUCCCUACUGCGGGGACCCCCUGCCACACAAGGAUGACGCGGGGAGCCGAGGCUCUCCCCAGGCGCUCGGGGCCGCCAGAGAAGCCUCCAGGAAGAGAGAGGCCCAAGGCCAAGGGGUCCAGAGGAAGAGAGUGAAGGGGACCUCACCCUGCACCUCGCCUCCCACCCCCCCCCCAGACCCCAGGGGGUCACUGCCACCCCCAGCCCGCUGGGAAAGGCCAAAGGUGAGAGCCAGCCCAGCUGCAGCCACGCGGGCUGCAGGAGGGAAGGGCCCCGGCCCCCCGGCCCCCCAGCCUCUGCCCUCGCUCUCCCAGGGGAAGGAGCCAGAAGCGGGAAGCGCCCACCCUCCGAGGUCCCCGGGCCGGCCACAAGGGACCCCGCCUCCGUGCCUUCCUCUGGGAGUGACCCUUCUGGCCUGCUGGAUCCCCGGCGGGGCCCCCAUCCCCUCCCCGCCCCACGGAGCCCUGGGAAACCGGCCUCUCCCUCCCUCCCCAGCCUUCCCGGCCUCCGACUCUGUGCUCCCAAAUCGGCGAUUUUCUCUCAAACUAGACUUGAAAAACGGACGCCUCUUCCAUGAGCAGAACUUCUUCCAGAGGGCGGCCAAAGGGAAAGAAGUGGACAGAUGGAAGAAGGCCCGCUCCCUCCCCUUCUUGGCCAUCCCGGCUUGCAUCACCUUUGGCCUGCACCAGGACACCUACAGGUUCAUGGUGUUCCCUGGCCUGGGGAGAAGCCUUCAGUCGGUUCUGGACGAGCGCCCCAGGAACAUGCUGGCAGAGCUGACCGUGUUCCAUCUCUUGUUCAGACUGGUGGAUGCCCUGGAAUUCAUCCAUGAGAACGAGUAUGUUCACGGAAACAUCUCGGCAGAGAAUAUCUUUGUGAAUCCGGACACGCCUGGCCAGGUCACCCUGGCUGGCUACAGCUUUGUGUUCCGCUACUGCCCUGGGGGGAAGCACGUGCCGUGCGUGGAGAAGAAAAGAGACCCUCACCAGGGGACGCUCGAAUUCAUCAGCCUGGAUCUGCACAGGGGCACAGACCCCUCCCGCCGCAGUGACCUGCAGGCCCUCGGCUAUUGCCUUCUGAAGUGGCUCUAUGGGGCCCUGCCGUGGACCGGGCAGCUUCCCGACGCUCAGGCGGUCAUGGGGCAGAAGGAGAGGUUCCUGUACAACGUGGCGGAGCUCGUGAGGCGGUCUUGUGGCCAAAGGAAGCCCUCAGAAGCGCUGAAGGCCUUCCUGAAGGCGGUGAUGGCGCUGCAGUACGAGGAGAAGCCCGACUACCGCAUGCUACAGACGGUCUUGGCGCCGGCCCUGGAACAGUACCACCUCAUGCCCUACAGCCCCAUCUCCUUCUAGCCGACCCACAGAUUUAUCAGCUCCCUGCUUGUUUCCUCCAAAAGUGAUUAUGAAGCCGGCCUGAAUGUCAUUCCACGAGGGACCCCCUCUCGGGCUGAUCUCACCAGAGCCAGAAGUUCUCCCAGAAAGCUUGUUUUUCAGUCUUAGAUAAUGUGAAAAGUCCAGUCAGAGCCCAUGAGACCUGCCGAGGAGGCGGCAGCCGGAGGCAGGCGGGGACCCGGGGGACCAUGCUUGGGGUUCUGGGAUCGCCCCCCUGCCAGACCUCCCCCCGGGGCCCUGGGCGGCCCAUCUACGUCUGCGGGGUCUGCCUGGGAGCUCUCCCUCAACCUCGGAGCCCCCAGAGCCACGGCUUUAUGUUCUGUGCUCCUGCCUCCUGGUCCCCCCUGCUCCACACUGACCCCCCGCCGCUGCCCCCUCGCCAUGGGGAGGAGUCACAUCUCCUGCUUCAUCCCUUCACCUCGCUCUGCAGACUGUGGCUCCCAGAGACUCUCGGCUGAGUUUAAAUGAAAAGACUCUUGGGAGCCGCCAGUAACAACUAAAAGAAAGCCCCCAGGAGCCCAGACGUCUGUGCCCCAGUAUUUAAACUGGAGCCCGGGGCAGUGCAUGAUGGCGGCACCAAAGGAGACAGGUGGAGAGGAAGAUGACCCCCGAUCAGGCCUUCCUGUUUCCUUAGAGCAGGGACCAUGUCCCAGAACAGAAGCGACGUGGGAUGGGACGUGAGAUUCUGAGACUGGGACGUCCAAAGGCAGUCAUCGCGCCCAGCCCCCCCAGAACAUUCCCCACACACGAUUCUGCGGCUUCUUCUUGAAGACCCUUGCAGGCACCAAGGCAACCCAAGCUUCUCGGGUCAGGCUGACCUCCAUGUCUAUAGGCGAGGCCCUGAGACGGGCAGGAACAAGCUCCGAGCCGUGGCCCUACGGUCCAGCGGCUCUUCCUGGGCCGAGGGACCCCAAGAUUUCUGUGAAACGUUGGAAGUUGUUCUUCUUAGAGGAUGGUAGAGCCGGGAGCUUGAUUUGUUUGGCCAUUUGGGAUUUUCUUGCCAAAGGGACCGGAGUGCUUUACCCUUUCCUUCCACCGUGGAUUCAGGCAAACUGGUGAAAUGACUUUCCUAGAGUUACAUAGCUGGUAUCUGCACCUAGAUUUGAACUUGGGUCUUCUUGACUCAGCCUGGGGCUCUAACCACUAGAAAUCCUUAAUUCCACUUGCUUGAGGUUUUGUUUUCAAUUCUGUUCCAGGUCAUAGACUGUGACCAUGAUGAUGACAGGGAUUGGGGGAGAUACACAGAUAUCGUCUCCGCGUGUUGUAUGUAAGCAGUUUAUCCUUAUUUAGUCCUUUGUUUGUUCUUUCUGAUGAAGUUUCUCCCUUUGCACUACUUUUGGGGUGUUUUGUGUCUGAUUUGCAAAUUUUAUAACUUUUAAAAAUUGUUGAAAAAAUUAAAUAUAAAUACAAAUAUAAAAUAAAACUAUAUUUAACUUAAUUUGGUUGACAUAAGCAUGUUUUAUUUGUUAGAUGUUGCACAAUCUGGAGUGCCGGUUUCUGAUGGUCUUUUUCUUUUGGCAAGAAUCCAAGGCCACCUGAUCACCCUCUGGACACCGUCCAGCUAAUACUCACACUGCGGCUGCGGGCAGAGGUCCUGGCCCCAGGCACUGCUGUGAAGUGCUUCCGUGGUAACCUUUUAAUGGUCAUAUGACCCUGUUGAUGCAUGGUGACAUUUAGCCCGCCAAGAUCCCCAGAUCUUUUUCAGAUGAAGUGCAAUGGAGGGACCCAAUCAAGGCUUAAGAACACUUCCCCCCUAGCAUCCCUGAGGACUCUCUUCCCCAGGGGAAGCUCCCAAGGUCCUUCUCUCCCCUUGGUUCUUCACUGCGAUGCUUUCAUCCCAGAGCACCAUAGCUGAGCAGUCCCCAAGGGGCCCUGAGGCUGAACGGCCAGAGCUUCCACAGCCUUUCCCCGCAGCCCAUCAGGCCGAGAACGCCAGGCUCACGUCCACAUUUGACGGCAAACUGUCGUCAGCAUCGGGAUGGACAAGACCCGUGUGGGACUGGGAGCGCCCGGAUGGUGGGGUUCUGAAGCCUGGUGAGGUCAAUCAGACCCGAGGUCACCUCCUGCUGAGAGGGGACAGCCCCGAGGACCCUGCCUGAGAGGGAGGGAGCCCAAGAUCCCAGAUCUUCAAUGCAAACUCAUGUGGGAGCAAAAGGCAGCCUAUUGAUCCUCCUCCUCGAGCUCUGAGAUGGUCAGUCCAUCUUCCAGGGCUCUGGGCUCCCGGGCCCACUAAGAAGAGGGAUGUUGGAGAACCAAUAAUCCUCUGAACUCUCCAUUUCCACUUCCUGCAGGUGAGCUCACGCCUCAUACUCAGCACCAGCUUCCACAUUGCGUCCCUCAUUCGCCGUCCCCUGCACCUUCCUGUUACCUAGCUCUGGCCCCUAGCAGCCCUUGGGUCCUGUCCAAGCCCCA
Sarcophilus harrisii (Tasmanian devil) is the source of this 4291-nucleotide messenger RNA. It is a transcript of the gene VRK3, whose product is annotated as VRK serine/threonine kinase 3. Gene Ontology annotation, biological process: signal transduction; peptidyl-serine phosphorylation. Gene Ontology annotation, cellular component: cytoplasm; nucleus. The transcript has 15 exons. NCBI's taxonomy places the organism in Eukaryota, Metazoa, Chordata, Mammalia, Dasyuromorphia, Dasyuridae. Bases 221 to 1840 code for a protein of 539 amino acids. Gene Ontology annotation, molecular function: protein serine/threonine kinase activity; ATP binding. The record is from RefSeq and is a predicted model, not a curated record.